AUGAGUUUCCUACUAGACUCUUGCGCCCUAUUUUUUUCUCAGAUAGCCUUCUUUAUAGGAGGAUGGGUUUUCUUUCUUCGACAGCUUUUUCGUGACUAUGAAGUCAAGGACUCCAUAGUAGUACUAAUCUUUUCACUCACUUUUUCCUUGUCUUGUACAGUUUUCGAAUUAGUAAUUUUUGAAAUACUAGAUAUUUUGGAAGCCUCUUCCAGGCGCAUACAUUGGCAGUUUAUUCUUUUAACAACACUCUUAGAUGUCAUAAUAAUCAUCCCAUUUUACAUAUCGUUUUAUAUCAGUAAGAGUUUACGAGUUAUCCCUCCUAAAAAUUCAAUUAGACUUUGUUUCUCCUUUGCACUUAUGACUGCAUAUUUAUAUGCCUUUUGGAAAGUGGGGACAUCUUUCCCUAUUUUGAGUGGAAAACAUGGCAUUGUAUUCUUGGAGCAAUGUAUUGGUCGAAUAGGAGUAGUUGGAGUAACUAUAAUGGCUUUUUUAUCCGGUUUUGGUGCUGUCAAUUAUCCGUAUUCAUGUAUGACUUACUUCGCCUUGUCCGUUUCAAACUCAGAAAUACGCACAGCUGAGAGAAGAUUGUUACAAACUGUAGAUAUGAUUUUGGUGAAGCGUCGAAGACUAGCUCAGUUUCAAUUUGAGGCAAGAAUGAAAGUUAGUCCAUCGUGUGUUUUUAAUUUCUGUUUUGAGAUUGUCUGUUUUUUUCCUAUUAUGCAUGUUACGCCGUAGACAUAUUUUUUUAACUCAAUGUGCCGCUUUAUUCUAUUAACUUCAACACCACAGAUCAGACUGCUGCGUUUUGUUAGUCUACAACAAAGCAGGUAUACCACCUUCUUUAUAACUCAGUUAUAUUUGUGAAAGAGCCGAGAUACUACUUGUGCGCCCAAACGGAGACAGCUGGUUUUUUCUGGAGGCCAACACUUGGGCAUUCGACCUUUAUUUCAUUGAGUGUUAUUUUUUGCAGAACUUAGUCGUUAUAUAGCUUCCAGGUUUUACCGCAAAAUGUUUUUAUGUGAAUUUCAGCGUACUACCAACGAAAAAUCUAACACCUUUUGGAAUAUGUUACGGACAGUUGGAAUGUCCAUUUCAUCACCUCGUAUUGACGAAAAAUUAUUGAAACAUGAGAUAUCUGUUCUUGAGGACUUAAGCCGUCAAUUAUUUCUGGAACUGCACUACCUCCGAACUGCCCAAGAACGUAUUGAAUUUUCAAAAACAUGGAAAGGGAAAUAUUUCAAUUGUCUUGGCUACUUUUUCUGUGGUUAUUGCUGUUGGAAAAUAUUUAUAUCCAUUGUAAAUAUUUUAUUGAAUCGAUUCGGUGGACAAGAUCCUAUAACACGCUUUAUGGGUAUAACUAUACAUUAUCUAGGCUUUCAAAUCGAUGUAAAAUUUUGGUCACAACAAAUAUCUUUUUGGCUCGUCGGUAUAAUUGUUGUAACGUCAAUUCGUGGACUCUUGAUAACUUUAACAAAAUUCUUUCAUGCUAUAGCCAGCACAAAAUCAUCGAAUAUAAUUGUUUUAAUCAUAGCACAAAUAAUGGGUACUUAUUUUGUUUCUUCUGUAUUGCUUUUACGCAUGAAUAUGACUGCAGAGUAUAGGAAUAUGUUAAAUCAAGUACUUGGUGACUUACAGUUUCAUUUCUAUCAUCGUUGGUUUGACGUAAUCUUUCUUAUCAGUGCUAUGUGUAGUAUUGCGUUUUUAUACUUAGCACAUAAACGAGUUGCUGAAAUAAAAGAUGACUAUAUUUCUUGACUUCAUAUUGUUUGUACAUAUCGUUCAAGACAGCCUAAAUAUUUUCUUAUGCUACCACUAACUUGCAUUCCACAGGUAAUAGGUGUUAUGGUAAUAUGAAAUUAUAUAGACUGGUACGUUAUUUCUGUCUCUUCCCAUUCAUCUUGUUAUUUCCAUCUCGUGCCUAUGAGGUUUAGCAACUUGGGCCAAUGCACAUCUAUGCGAGGCUCUACAUUGUUGAUGACUGAGUUCAUGCACUUCAUCCCUUCCAUAAAUUUAAAUGAAGUUUUCGGGAUCCUUUCUUUUAAUACAUAUUGGAAAAACUAAUGAGUAGUAAUGACACGCUUAAUAGUUAGUAAGAAAAUAUCUCUUAGAACAACCAAUUUUUUAAAUCUAUCUAGGUAACAGUAUAAGUUCAUGUACUCAGUUUCAAGUCCUUGUGAUCACUCCGUCCACAAAUGACUGACAGUUUGUGUGUGAAGGUCAGUAUUUCUAAUUAACUUACUUAGUCGAAAUAAGUAGGGUGGGGUAAGAAGAUAUGAUGUCGAAUACAACAUUUCAAAAUAGUUUAGUACAAUAUUCGGCUGUGAAGUAGUAUUGUUUAAUACACCACCCACGUUUUGGCACUGCUAGGAUGGUGUCAAGUCGAUUUAAUUCGCAGAUCAUAGCUACCAUUCCCAGUGAUUUUGUUUUCAGACCCCAGAAUUCCGAUCUAGUCAUUUAUCCUGGUUGUGUGGUUGAUUUUGAGGAUAACUAAUGUUGCAGCCUUAAUACUAUUCCUGUCGUUCAACAAGAAUAAUCCUUCUACGUUAUUUUCAGUUGGAGAGUAUCAUUCACUGAUACACCAACUGAACUUGGUCCUGACAACCAUUUCCUUCCUCGAUUUGUAGCUUCUCUUUCACCCCGAUUACCAAGCCUUUCAAUGCUGCG
Messenger RNA from Schistosoma haematobium, 2664 nucleotides. RefSeq names its product Golgi pH regulator B. The coding region runs from base 1009 to 1755 and encodes 248 amino acids. The transcript has 2 exons. Gene Ontology annotation, molecular function: voltage-gated monoatomic anion channel activity. Gene Ontology annotation, biological process: intracellular pH reduction. Gene Ontology annotation, cellular component: Golgi cisterna membrane. Lineage: Eukaryota; Metazoa; Platyhelminthes; Trematoda; Strigeidida; Schistosomatidae. The record is from RefSeq and is a predicted model, not a curated record.